AUGUCUAUCCCAACUCUCCCCGCCCGCCUCAACCCCGCUCUCACCGGUCGCGACGCCAUAAUUGACGCGCUCUCCCGCUUCCUCAUAUCCCUGGAUACAGCGGACGAAGCCCUCUUCACUUCCUCCAUCGCCGAGACCGCAUCCCUAACCAUCAACGGCGACACCACCUCCGGCCUCGGGGACAUCCUCAAACUCCGCUUCUCGCUCAUCGGCGGCCUCGACACGACGCACCACGCCACGAACCUGCGCAUCAACAUCAGCGAAGAUGGCAAGACCGCACAGGCGGUGGGGACCCUGCUGAGCCAGCAUUAUCGGUCUGGCGAGGGGAUGGCGGGGCCCGGGAAGGAGUCGAUGCUGCUUGGGAACCUGAUUGGGGUUGAGUUUGUGAAGGAUGAGGAUGAGGGGGAGGGGGAGUUCUGGAGGAUUCAGAGUUUUGUGCUUCAGUCGAACUGGGCGGAGGGGGUUUGGGAUGUUCUCAAGGCUUAG
Molecule: messenger RNA, 486 nt
Organism: Aspergillus mulundensis
Lineage: Eukaryota; Fungi; Ascomycota; Eurotiomycetes; Eurotiales; Aspergillaceae
Product: nuclear transport factor 2 family protein
Exons: 1
Coding region: 1-486 (161 amino acids)
Source: RefSeq, a predicted model, not a curated record